AUGCCUGCAUCCGACUCGGCGCCUUCGCCGGAUCCUUCGACUGUAGUACCGCCAGCUCCAUCACCGACGAUUGAGCCCCCAAAACUCACAGGCGCCGAAUUAAAAAAGCAGAAACAGGCAGAGAAGGCUGCGAGAAGAGCGCAGACAGUGAUAGGAAAGGCGGUGAUGCCACCACCAGCGGCCGCAGCAGGACCCUCUUCAGCUGGGUUGAGACCAGAAGCAGCCAACGCGGCAAGAGGGCAACAGAGAAGAGCCAAUGCUGUAUCAUCCUCGAGCCAGCAGGACAUCCCUACACGAUCAAAAAAGUCUGGAUCACCAAUUGAGGAGCCCAAGGAGGAAGACAAGACUAUCGAGUUUUUUAGACAUUUGACAAAAACGAAAGCGUAUCCAGCAGGCUUAAAGGGCGCGAAUAAAGAUGUACAUCCAGCAGUCCAGGUUCUGGGUUUACAAAUGAGUAAUUACAUGAUAUGCGGAAGUUCUGCUAGAUUAGUUGCGACUUUGCAAGCUUUCAAAAAGGUUAUUCAAUCAUAUACUACUCCUCCUGGAAAUACAUUAACGCGGCAUUUUACGUCGCAUGUCCUCUCACCACAAAUCGAGUUUCUGGCGUCAUGUCGACCCCUUUCAAUAUCAAUGGGCAACGCGAUUCGGUGGCUGAAGUUGGAAAUUUCAAAAGUUGACAUUGACGUACCAGACAAUGAAGCAAAAGAAGGUUUAUGUUCGGCUAUUGAUUCAUUUAUACAAGAGAGAGUCACCCUAGCAAGCCAAGUUAUUGCUUCAAGCGCAGCAGAAAAAAUUCGAGAUGGAGAUGUUAUACUUACAUACGCAAAAAGUAGCGUAGUGGAACGAGCUCUCGUGCAAGCUUUCGAGGCGGGAAAGAAGUUCUCUGUCAUUGUCAUUGACAGUCGUCCUUUAUAUGAGGGCAAACACAUGGCGGCAGCAUUGGCAAAUCUGGGAAUGGAAGUCAGAUACGCUCUCAUCAGCGGAUUAAGUCAUAGUAUUCGAAGAGCGACAAAGGUCUUCCUGGGCGCACAUGCGAUGAUGAGUAACGGCCGGCUAUUCUCACGAGUCGGAACGGCGCUCGUAGGUAUGGAAGCCAACUCAUACGACAAGCCAGUUUUAGUACUCUGCGAAACGAUCAAAUUCACGGAAAAGGUGGCCCUCGAUUCAAUAUUACACAACGAAAUUGCACCAGCUGAUGAGCUGGUCAUUCCCGACGGGCCGUUGGAAAAUUGGCGAGAUGUUAAGGGUCUGCAGUUGUGUAAUCUUAUGUAUGAUGUUACGCCGGCGGAAUUUCUACAGAUGAUUAUAAGUGAGUCUGGGAAUGUGCCGCCAACUUCGGUGCCGGUGUUGCAUCGAUUGGGAAAUGAAAGUCAGGCUUGA
Glarea lozoyensis ATCC 20868 is the source of this 1380-nucleotide messenger RNA. RefSeq names its product NagB/RpiA/CoA transferase-like protein. Bases 1 to 1380 code for a protein of 459 amino acids. The transcript has 2 exons. The record is from RefSeq and is a predicted model, not a curated record. Lineage: Eukaryota; Fungi; Ascomycota; Leotiomycetes; Helotiales; Helotiaceae.